Molecule: messenger RNA, 3958 nt
Organism: Bemisia tabaci
Lineage: Eukaryota; Metazoa; Arthropoda; Insecta; Hemiptera; Aleyrodidae
Source: RefSeq, a predicted model, not a curated record
AGUUAGGUUAUUAUGUUUGUUUUGGUAAACGGUGCGUGAUUGUAGAAUAGAAUUUCCAUCUAAUGAAUUAGGUAAAUGUGUUUCAUUCGGAAUGUCUGAUUCCAGUAAAGCCAAAAUUUAUUGGGGAGGCAAGACAGUCCACCAAAAUAGCGACACAUAUUGGAAUAAAUAUCCCCUGAAACCUGGGGAGGAGCUGUGCGAGACGGAUAGUGGAAGUUUCUACAACCCUCUCCACUCAGAUGAAGAGAGAUGGCACACUAAAAGAAGUGGAGAAAGUAGCGAUGAAGAAAGGCAGAAAAAGAAGAAAAAGAGGAAGCAUAGGAGUGAUGAACCUAGCAAAAGGAGCAGACAUAGUAGUAAAGAAUCUAGCAGAAGAAGUCGGCAUAGCAGUAACGAGCUUAGCAAAAGAAGUAAGCAUACCAGUGCGGAACGUAGCAAAAGACGUAGGCUGAACAGUGAAGAACACAAAAAAAGAAUUAGGCAUAGCAGUGAAGACCGUAGCAAAAGAGGUAAAGAGAGUAGUGAAGAACGCGGCAGAAGAAGUAAAUAUAGUAGCAAUGAUGAAAGGCCAAAAAAGAAGGAAAGAAGGAAGCAUGAAGACAAGCAUGAGGACAAACCUAAACAAAACAGAAGUCACCGGCAAGAAAAACCCAAGAAAGCAAAGGAAGAACCAAAAACCAUUGAUACCCCCAAAGAGGUUAUCACAGAAGAUCAAAAGAAAACAGUCGAUUUGCUAACAUCCAAGACAGGUGGUGCCUAUAUUCCGCCAGCUAAGUUGAGGAUGAUGCAAGCUAGUAUAACUGAUAAAGCAAGUGCUGCGUAUCAACGAAUAGCAUGGGAAGCCCUAAAGAAAUCUCUUCACGGUCUAAUCAACAAAGCCAGUCCUCAGAAUAUUUGUAUAAUUGCGCGGGAAAUUUUGCGAGAAAAUAUUAUUCGUGGUCGUGGAUUACUCUGCCGAUCAAUAAUUCAAGCUCAGGCUGCAUCACCAACAUUCACCAAUGUUUUUGCUGCACUUGUAGCAAUUAUAAAUUCUAAGUUUCCUAAUAUUGGAGAGCUGCUUUUGAAAAGGUGUAUCAUAAGGUUUAAACAAGGCUUCCGAAGGAAUGAUAAACCCACUUGUCUUGCUGCAGCAAUAUUCAUCGCUCACCUAGUCAAUCAGUGUGUGGCCCACGAGAUUGCAGCUCUAGAACUUUUAACUUUACUUCUGGAAACGCCAACAAAUGACUCUGUAGAGGUGGCAAUCGCAUUUUUGAAAGAGUGUGGUCAGAAGCUCUCAAUUGUCUGCAAGAGAGGUCUCGAUGAUAUAUUCGACCUGUUGCGCAACAUUUUACACGAAGGAUCUUUGGAAAAAAGAGUCCAAUACAUGAUAGAAGUCAUGUUCCAAGUUAGAAAGGAUGGUUUCAAGGAUCACCCAACAAUACCUGAAGAGUUGGAUCUUGUAGAGGAAGAAGAUCAAUUUACCCAUGUACUUAGCUUAACAGAAGAUAAGCUAGAAGGUCAAGAAAUCCUAAACGUAUUUAAAUUUGACCCUGAAUACGAGGAAAAUGAGAAGAAGUAUGAAAAUCUCAAGAAGGAACUCUUUGGGUCUGAUGAUGAAUCUGGAGAAGAAUCUGGAAGCGAAGAUGAGAGUGGGUCAGAUGAUUCAGAUGACUCAGAAGCUGCGGAAGAAAAGAAGCAGACUAUUAUAGAUAACACAGAAACCAAUUUAGUCGCACUUCGCCGGACAAUUUAUUUGACAAUAAAUUCAUCUCUUGAUUUUGAAGAAUGUGCACACAAGUUAUUGAAAAUGGAGCUCAAGCCUGGACAAGAGAUAGAAAUGUGUAACAUGUUUUUAGAUUGUUGCGCUGAGCAGCGUACUUACGAGAAAUUUUAUGGUCUCCUAGCAGAGCGUUUUUGUCGGAUAAAUCAAAUUUAUGUUGCACCAUUUGAGAAAAUAUUUGUUGACAGCUACGCCAUUGUUCAUCGAUUCACCACAAACAAGCUGCGAAAUGUCGCAAAAUUUUUUGCUCAUCUUCUCUUUACGGAUGCUAUAUCUUGGAAUGUCCUGUCCACCAUUCACCUGAAUGAAGAAGAAACUAGUUCGUCCAGUAGAAUUUUCAUAAAAAUUUUAUUCCAAGAGCUGUCAGAGUUCAUGAGUUUAGCCAAAUUAAAUGACCGUAUCAAGGAUCCGACAAUGCAUUUGGCAUUCGAAGGUCUGUUCCCAAGAGAUAAUCCAAAAAACACUCGCUUUGCCAUCAAUUUUUUCACAUCCAUUGGUUUAGGAGGACUAACGAAUGAGCUUCGAGAGCAUCUGAAAGCGCAACCGAAGCAAUCGAAUGUAAAUAAAAUUAUGGAGGCCCUCUCAGCCUCGAGUUCUUCAUCAUCAUCUUCAACAUCUGAUUGCGAUUCUGAUUCCAGUUCUUCUUCAAGCUCAUCUGAUUAAGCUUGAUUUCUACAUCUCUCUUUGAGAGAGCGUGAUUUUCCUUCUCUUUUUUUAACCUAAUUUUGGAUGAAAGUAGCCGAAUAAAAUGUGUGAAGUUAAAUGAUAACCAGAAUAAAUCAGUGGGAGAAAAAAUCUGGAAGAGGUCAGAUUUAACGGAAAUUAGCCCAACUGCAUUGCAUGUUGCCUAAGCUCUCUUGUUUUGUUUGAUUAAACUUAAAAUUCAAUAAAUCAUUGCCUUGAAACUCUAUGAAAAUUUCUGAUAAAUAAUGAAAAAAGUAUGCACCAAAUUUUAGGACAGAAUGUUACUUACAGGGUUGCCAGAGUCAGGGAAUAUCGGAACAAUCAGGAUGUGUCAGGGAAUUUUAAAAAAUCAGGAAAAACCCAGAAGUAACAGGAAAAAUGACAAAAGUGUUAGGGAAAAAUUGUUCAGUCACCUUUACUUGCUUUAUAGACCGAGUUUGAAAAUAUUAACAACAAAUUUUGCUGGCAAACUUUUACAAAUUAAGUCCUGAUAAUCAUCCGGCAUAUCUUCAAUUGUCAGAAAAUUUUACCCCCAAGAGCCAGGGCAAUGUCAGGGAACUUCAAUUUCUAAAGUAUGUGGCAACCCUUUUUUAUGAUUUCUCGUCAGAAAAGAAAAAUUAGAAGAAAUAUUGUGGACGCCAGUCUUAUUAAGCUGAUUUUGGUUACUUAAAUUUGUCCAAAUUCUACUAUUUUUAAAAUAAAAAAUCGGAUCUCCUAUCUUUGAAGAUUUCAAUAUUGCAAGUUUGAAGUUGAUUUUUUUUCAUUACUAUUCCUCUGUUGUGUAACUUUCACUAAUUGAUACGUACUCGUACGACUUUGAUUCUUACAGAAUUGACUUAUAAUAAGUUGUUAGACGAGAAAAUAAUAACCGUAAAAAUUUCGAAUAAUGUAUUUUAUUUUAUAAUUUUUGGCACAUGAACCGUUCUUUUCAUGCUUGCAUACAAGUCAUUUAAUAGCACUUUAAAUUUUUCAAUUGAGUUUUUAAUUUUUGACAGCUCUCAAUUAUUUUAUCUGCGAUUUUUACGAGUAGCUCAUCUUCUAACCAUCCAAACCCAGGCAAGAGCUUUUUUAGCAGUCGUCAUGCUCCUGAGUAUACUUAAGUUCCAUCAGUUUGUAACUUCUGAACAUUUUUUAUCUUUACUCACCACAACAGUGUCCGAGUUAAGGAAGUCUGUUUUUGAGCUCACAGAAAAGCUCACCGACUUAAUCACCAUUAAAUUUCUACUCAGUCCCUAUAACGGGAAAGGAGAGACAUUCACUGUGCUGUAUGUUAUUACAGAUAAUGAAUAUGGUUUUAUCCAUAUAGUAACUAAAAGUCACCGAUUACUUUUGCGGUAAAAUGAUUUUUUUUUCUGUGAUUGAUCUCAGCUAAUUUUGCUUGACUGUGUAUAUGUAUGCAUUAGGCUUUCUCAUUGUGUACGUCAUUGAUUCCUUAUCUUGUACAGAAUUAUUGCCCCCUUUUACUUUCUAGAGAUGCGUGUAAAUAUUGAGAAAUAAAUUUGUAUUUUCGAGGUA